GGAUGUCUAUCGCGCCGGAAGAGAAGAAGGUCCUUUUCCCAGCCAUCUUGUGGCUUCAUCUAGCGAAGUGUUCGCACCAAGCCUCAUAGAAUCGGAGGAAAAUCCUGCUGAAGGGGCGCCAUCAUGCCCGGACAAAUGCAAGAAGGUUUUGGCUGUGCCAUAACCAAUCGGUUCGACCAGUUAUUUGACGACGAGUCGGAUCCGUUUGAGCAGCUUAAGCAAGCCGAAGUGAAGAGGAAGGAGGCUUCUGCUCCUGGUGCCGCCAAGACUGUAGCCCAGGCUGCCAAGCAGCCGAAAAAGGAGUCCCAAAAAGACAGAAAGGCCCCACUGGCUGAUAAGAAGGAGGAGACCCAGGCACCCGUCCCACUUAAGAAAGAUGGUGCCGGCAUGAGGAGAAUGGGCCGCAAGCCGGAGGGCGAUGGCUCCAGACCCCAGGGCGGCCAGGGAGAGGGGCGCCCCCCCACAGACAGGCGGCCUGUGGACAGGCGGCCCCCACGUCGCUUCGAGAGGCCUGCUGGUGAAGGUGGCGAGAAGCCCGAGGGAGGCGAAUUCUCAGUGGAAAAACCCAUUGGUGAUAGGCCGAUGAGAGGUCGUGGCGGCGGCAGAGGUGCUCGUGGCGGCGGCAGAGGACGCGGCAUGGGACGCAGCGAUGGCUUUGAUUCCCGAGGAAAGCGUGAAUUUGACAGACACAGUGGCAGUGACCGAUCUAGUCUGAAAGGUGAGGAGAAGCGUGGUGGAAGUGGAUCUCACAACUGGGGCACCGUCAAGGAUGAAUUAAAUGAACUUGACCAAUCAAACGUCACUGAAGAGAACCCUGAAGGAGAGGAGCAUCCACCUGCUGACUCUGAGAACAAAAGGGAGAAUGAGGUUGAGGAAGUGAAGGAGGAAGGCCCCAAGGAGAUGACUCUGGAUGAAUGGAAAGCCAUGCAGGACAAGGAGCGGGCCAAGGUGGAGUUCAACAUCCGCAAGGUCAAUGAGGGAGAUGAUUGGAACAAAGGAUUUGUGCUGCACAAGUCCAAGGCAGUGACACAGGAUAAGAAAACUGAGCUGAUUGAGCCUGAGGCUGAUGAAUCUAAGUUAGAUGAUCAUCACUUCAGGAAGCCAGCCAAUGACAUCACGUCCCAGCUAGAAAUCAACUUUGGAGACCUGGGCCGUCCAGGACGUGGUGGACCACGUGGUGGUCGGGGUGGACGUGGUCGCGGCCGUGGCGCCGCUGGCGGUCCUGGCAGCGGCGGUGCUGCUGGUGGCUUUGCCCCUGAAGCCUCCAGGCCAGUCCGUGCACCAAGGACUGAAAAGUCAUCUGCGUCUGUGCCCAAUGUGGACGACCCAGAGGCCUUCCCAGCCCUGGCUUAAGCUGCGGCUGCUGUCCCUCAGGCCUACAGGAGCCUUUUGAGCACCUCCACUAUGAGGCUUGCAUGUUCCUGGAUCCUUCAGCAAAGUGAAAUGAUGGAGAAGAGUGUCAUCAACAGUGGCACUCGACAUGAGGACUGAGUUUUACCCAAUAAAAACAAAACAAAGAUGGAAAAAAACAGAAAUUAACAAAAAAAUAAACAAAAAAAGAAAAGGACUUCUUGCUACUCUGGAGCAACUUAUUGGUAGAGGUUUUGUACUUGGAAACAAAGUAGCAGGGAUGUUUUCAUACAGUAUUUUUUUCAGAGGUUAUGCAUUGUCCAUUGAUAAAUUUUUGUAAUUGCUGCUUGAAAAUAUGCAUUUCCAAAUGUAAGCAUAAGAAGAGUGUGUUUAGCUUGGUGUGAGCCAUUGCUUGCUCGCUUUUGAAAUAGGCACUGUGGAGCUCCAAACCAAGCUCAUUAGCUCUGCCACACCAGGAGUUCCUGAUGAAGUUAGAGCUUCACUCAUUGAGAUUUAUAGAUUUUUCUUUUUUUUCUUUAGCACUGGGGUAUUGUUUUAUAUUUUAUACAGGAGGUCUAUUCUUCUAUGAUCUUCAGCCUGUAAAUCUUGACUAUUUUCAUAAAUUCUUUCAGAGACUGUAUUUCACAUGGUGCAAAUACGACACAUCUGGAUCUUUUGAUCGGGGGAUGAGGUCUACAUUUGAAUGCAUAGAUGAAAUGGCGCCAAAAUCUGUAUUAAGGUUCUUUUUUUACUGAAAUGCUCUUAAGGAGAGGAACAUUAGGUCAUUUUGGAGGAACACAUUGGUGAUUACUCGACUAAAUUUGCAUUGAUCCUGACACAUUUGUCUAGUUGAUUAAUUUCAAGCUGAAAGUUGUUCCAUGUGUUCAGAUGUACUUGGGGUGCUAUAUGCCAUCUAAUGUCUCUUCCUCCCAGCCCAUUUCAUCUUUGAUUACUCACCAUGUGCAGGUCAAUUAUUGCCUUUUGUUUUCACUUUAAAGAGUGAUGGGGAGAGGAAGUGUCUUUACACAGUUGAGAUGUGGCUGUAGUCGUCGGGGAGCCCUCAGACCUUAUCCGACUGUUUACACUCCACUCGAGCAUCCUUCCACAGAUGUAAACUCAGCCCAGCUUCAGUUUGUUUCUGCGGUCUUUUCUGCGCUGAUCUUUUCCUCCACUGUUGACUCGCCCUGUAGCUUCCACAGUGGCACCACUGCAUAAUUGCUCUGAAAGAAAUACAGUCGUUCAUUGUGUGGAACAACUGAAGUGCUCCACAAAUGUGUGAAUUCUAGCCCUGCUAUUAGAGACCUCUGUCGGUAAAUAAAGAUGGUCGAUAAAUCUUU
Messenger RNA from Acanthopagrus latus (yellowfin seabream), 2687 nucleotides. RefSeq names its product SERPINE1 mRNA binding protein 1a (gene serbp1a). The transcript has 9 exons. The record is from RefSeq and is a predicted model, not a curated record. Gene Ontology annotation, molecular function: mRNA 3'-UTR binding. Bases 124 to 1353 code for a protein of 409 amino acids. Lineage: Eukaryota; Metazoa; Chordata; Actinopteri; Spariformes; Sparidae. Gene Ontology annotation, cellular component: nucleus; cytoplasm.